CCAUAGAUGUUUACUGACCGCUGUAUGGACCAAUUAGCGGACGGGAUAUGUGAAGGUGACCAAUGAAAACGUAGCAAAUGAGAGCUGAAGUUAGAUAGAGAGCGCGAGGAGCCUUAACGGGUCCCAAACCGAGACGGCAGUGAAAAAUACUAAUGACCCAGCAUGAGGAGCCAGACAUUCCAAUAACAUGGACAAGUACGAAAAGGAGAAGAAAAUUGGGGAAGGUUCCUUUGGAAAGGCCAUCCUUGUCAAAUCAAAAGAGGAUGGACACCAAUAUGUCAUCAAGGAGAUUGGCAUAUCUGGAAUGCCCAGCAAAGAGAGGCAGGAGUCCCGAAAAGAAGUGGCCGUUCUUGCCAAAAUGAGUCACCCCAACAUUGUCCAGUAUAAGGAGUCUUUUGAAGAGGGGGGCUGCUUGUAUAUUGUGAUGGACUACUGCGAGGGCGGAGACCUCUUCAGGAAGAUCAACUCUCAGAAAGGAGUACUGUUCAAAGAAGAGCAAAUCCUGGAUUGGUUUGUGCAGAUUUGCUUGGCACUGAAGCAUGUACACGAUCGAAAAAUCCUCCACAGGGACAUCAAAUCGCAGAAUAUAUUUUUAACAAAAGAUGGCACCGUACAACUUGGGGACUUUGGAAUAGCCAGGGUGCUGAACAGCACUGUAGAACUGGCAAGGACGUGUAUAGGAACACCAUAUUACCUGUCACCAGAGAUCUGCGAAAAUAAACCAUACAACAACAAAAGUGAUAUUUGGGCCCUAGGCUGUGUCCUGUAUGAAAUGUGCACUCUUAAGCAUGCAUUUGAGGCUGGCAACAUGAAAAACCUAGUCGUGAAGAUCAUCCGUGGCUCAUAUCCACCCGUGUCUGUUCACUACUCCCAAGAACUCCGCUUUCUCUUGGCACUACUGUUUAAACGCAACCCGCGAGAAAGGCCCUCGGUCAACGGCAUUCUCGACAAACCUUUCCUGUCCUCAAGGAUAGAGAAGUUCCUCACACCACAGCUCAUUGCUCAGGAAUUUCGCCAUACUUUUCUACACAAGCAGCCUAAAGCGAGUGUGUUGCAGGGACAACCAGCCAAGCGUCCUGCCCCUGGCUCCAUACCACUCGCUCCAGCCCAGAAGAUCACCAAACCAGCCACCAAAUACGGAGUGCCUUUAAGUGCGAGGAAGGCGUCGGAUGCAGCCAAAAAGCCUGCAGAGAGGAAACCAGCUGUAAAACAUAAACCGGCCCCUCUCCCAGCAGCCUCCCAAAGAAGAGAGGACAAGGAAGAGAGGAAAAAACAAGAGGAUGGCAUCAGAAAGAAAAGGAUGGAGUUGAUUGAGAAAGAAAGGAAACAGAGAGAGCAGAUGUUCCUGUAUAAAGCGGAGCAAAUGAAGAGAUAUGAAAAGGAAAAGAUCAAUCGUAUAAACCAAGCCAGAGAACAGGGCUGGAAGCAUGUCUUGAGUUCUAGUGGAGGAAGCAGCCCAGAGAGGAAGUGUUUUGUAGGGGGUGGAAACAGGGCUACAGGUGGUGUCGCUCCCGUCCCAGGCCCUGUCUCGGGCAAAAGCCCUUAUGAACACUACCACGCUGCUCUGGAUCAAGCGGCUAAACCGCGGCCUAAAGAUGUCAGCAGGGAGGGAUCCUCGCCAGGACCGGGCAGUCCCCUUUGUGUACCAGCUGCUGCUGGACCAGUGCUGCCCCAUGGCGCUGCCCAUCUCAUAAACCACGAUGGGAUCAAGAGAGAACUUCAGAGGUUGCAGUUUGUUUCUGUACAAGCUCGAAUCAGUAGACAGCGUGGUCAGAUGGCUGCUGACCGGGCUGAGCAGGUCGAGGAGUUUUUACAGCGCAAGAGAGAAGCUAUGCUCAACAAAGUCCGUGCUGAGGGACAACUGGGUGCCCGGCAAAACCUGUCUGCAAUCUUUGGAAGCCGGGCUGGUUCGGUUCAGUGCAGGAGACCCAGAGCCAACAAAGAGGAGGAGGACUACCUGAAAAAACUGAGGCAGAUCCGCCUGCUGAACUUCAAUGAGCGUCAGCAGAUCAAAGCCCGACUCCGAGGAGAGAAGUACGACAGCGAUGGUUCAGACAGCCAAGAUUCCACUGAGGAGGCAGAGCUGCGGAGAAAGAAGAUAGAGACUUUAAAAGCCCAAGCAAAUGCCCGUGCUGCAGUACUGAAGGAGCAACUCGAGAAGAAGAGGAGGGAGGCGUAUGACAGAGAAAAGAGAGCUUGGGAGGACCAUCUUGCAGCUCGGGGGAUGAAGGUUGGCAUGGCAGCAGGAGAUGCAGCGGCUGCAGCAGUAGCAGGUUCAACUACCUCUGACAGUCGUCUUCCACAGUCCAAUCCUUCUCAGCCAGAACCAGCUGCCAAAGCUCCAGCCCUGCCUACACCCAAACCCUCCACCCCUGCUAUAUCCAUGACUGCUGCCCUUAAGAACGUUGGAGCACUUACUCCACUAAAAGAGAACUUGCCUGGGACGGAGACUGCUACAGUCAUGCAGAGCGAUAAAAAGCAGAUACUACGCAGACUAAACCAGAACCUAAAAGCCCAGAGUCCAGUGGAGGAGGCAGCGGAGUUGCCUCCGGCCCCUGCAGAACCAAGUCCUGCCCCCCUACAGAAGCAGUCAGACACGGAGAAUCGCCCCUCGUCGAACGGAGACCGAAAGAAGUGGGAUGCAGCAGAACUGCCUAUACUUCCAGUGGCUCAGCAAACCCUCGGGGAAACCUGUGCCACGAUGAUAACCACCUCGGCGUCUCCAGAAGAAAGGCCAUGCUCCGGUGGAGACAGGAAGAAGUGGGAGGCAGGAGUUCCAUUUGUCCUCUCUGUAGCCCAACAAACUCUAGAGGAGACGUGCAUCACGACCAUUGAGCAAACAGCGGGUGAAGUCAUACAGAUGGGUUUGCUGCAUGAUGAUAUUCAGAGGAAGGUGUGGCGAGCGAGUACAGACUCUCAGGUGCUCCGAGUCCUUCAGGAGGCGGAGCUUCAGCCUCUCACCCAGCAACUGGAGAACGUCUCCAUCUGUGACGAGUAUCUCAGCCCUGAUAAGUCUAACCAGGCGGCAGUACCUGAGAUGGAGCGGACACCUAAAGAAGUUCUGACCUCUCAGCCAACGCCAUCUGCUGAGUUUCAGAAGAAGAGUUCAGCUCCAACAGAGGCUGCGCGUCAGGAAAUGUCUGUGGCAGGUAUCGUCCAAAGAGUGACACUGCCACACAACCUUACUGAGACUGAAGAUCUAGCAGACAUUGAGUCAGUGGUUCUGGAAGAGACGCCUACACAUGUCUCACAUCGCCCCGCCGGUGUGCAGCAGGCAUGGGAGCAGGAAGCCCAGCAGCCAUUGCCACCAGAGGGCAUUAAAAGACCAACAGGCGCCAAGGAGGAUGAGAAGGCUGCAGAGAAACCAAUAGAAUCGUCAGCUUUACCACAGUGCGAGGAGCCUCUGUUUAUGAAGUUGUGCUCCCCGGCCCACCGGCGCACUGCUGCCCUCGCGGUGCUCUCAGCCCAGUCCUCUAUGGAUGAGUCAUCGUCCUCUCUGGCCUCUCGCUCACGCUCCGUCUCACCUCUGCGCUCCAAACAUCCCAACUCCCUCCUCAUUGGUCUCUCUACGGGCAUGUUUGACGCAAACAAUCCAAAGAUGCUGCGGACCUGCUCUCUACCAGACCUCAGUCGUCUCUUCAGGGCUCAGCAGGACUCUGCAGUGGUUUGUGGCGCUAACGUUGCCCCAGACAACAACCUGGUAAUCGAGGACCUGGAUGAGGCAGCUAAAGAUGACGACCAGUCGGAGACUGAAGAUGCAUAUGAGGAUGAAGACCUGCGGGACAUCAGGGCCUCGAUGGAGAGACUGCUGCAAGAGGACAGCGACUUAAUGAGGAACCCCCCAGAGGUUGGAGCAGGAGACUUUAAUGGAAACCCCUUGGAGAGCCAAGACAAAGAGUUUUUUAACAGGAUAGCUGCUGAAAUCGAUCAGGACAACAAUCAGAUGGCUGUAGAUGAUGAUGAUGAUGAUGACGACGAUGAUGAUGAGGACGAAGAGGAGGAUGAGGAGGAAGAAGGCGAGGAGGAGGAUGAGGAAUGCUCCAAUGGGAGUCCUGGCGAUGAGGAGGCCGGGGAGUUGCUUACCAAUGGCGUGGGAGAAGAGAACCACAGCAAUAACAGCCAGCUCAAUGAAGAGUGGCAGUCAGAUGGCAGUGGAGAGGACCAGGGCGGAGACGCUGAGCACCACGACAGCAUCUUCAGUCGGCUGGAAGAGCUUCGCUUCAACCUGGAGCAGCAGAUGAGCGUUGAGAAGUUCAUUGAGGCCUACAACAAGAUUAAGGCCAUUCAUGAAGAUGAAGACGAGAAUAUUGACCUGGGCUCUAGUUUGGUCCUAAGCAUUUUGGGAACGGAGCACCAGCAUCUGUAUCCCAACAUCCUGCAUCUCGUGAUGGCUGACGGCGCAUACCAAGAAGAUAAUGAUGAAUAAUAUUUUCUGUAAUGGAGCUGUUGGCAGCCGAGCCGGCAGCGAUGACAAUCUGCUCGCUAUCUGAUGUCUUCCCAUGACGCACAUCAUUGGCAGAAGGAUCUAUGCAUGAAGUGUUGCAGCUGUGCACCCAGCGGUGUCUCAGGCACACUUGCAUGACGAAUAACUGGUAAACUCAAGGAUUUAUGUCAUACUUUGACUAUCAGCACCUCUUUUCACACCAGUUUUCCUUGAAAAGUGCAUCUUCAAAUACCAUGUUGUGUUGUUGUUAUUAACCAAAGUUCAAGGCUCUGUCAAGUGUUUAUUAAAGUAUGUCCGUAAACGAAUGACACAAACUAUUAUGUCACAGCUUGUUGUUGGCUUAGUAAGACUCCUCAGUGGCAUUUUAUUUUGGCGGGCAAAGAUCUGGUCCUCUCAGGUGCUCUCUCUUUCUAGUUGUCAAAGACUCGACCAUAGUCUUUGGUCACCCUCAAAAACCAAUGUACAGUGAUUUACUCAGAACCAGUCCAACCUCCUUUUCUUAAAACUAUUUUCACCAAACAAGAUAUUGAAUGUUAUAUGAGACAUUUUCCACAUUUUCUUACUUUUAAAGUUUACCCAAAUUCAUUAUUGUAAUUAUACGACUACUGUGAGGUUGUUUAUGUUGCCAAGGCACUGUAGCAAGACUGUGGCACUGAAGUGCUGGAUGUGAUGUAGUGAGGUAGGUCAGGUGUAUGUUCAGUGCAGAGCAUUGCACUGAUGGUGUAAGCAAUGGAGCAGAUAUUAACAAUAAUUCCUAAAUGAAUAUAAAUCAAAUAUUGUAAAUAUUUUUUUGAUGUAAUAAAAUCCUUUUUUUGUGAGAAA
Molecule: messenger RNA, 5266 nt
Organism: Scophthalmus maximus (turbot)
Lineage: Eukaryota; Metazoa; Chordata; Actinopteri; Pleuronectiformes; Scophthalmidae
Gene: nek1
Product: NIMA-related kinase 1
Exons: 36
Coding region: 188-4426 (1412 amino acids)
Biological process (GO): protein phosphorylation
Molecular function (GO): ATP binding; protein kinase activity
Source: RefSeq, a predicted model, not a curated record